UGAGCUUCACACAGACUAAAACUUACUUCUGUGUCCAACAUCUAAUAUUAGAAGGGGAGCAUUUGCAGACAGAAAUCUGAAAUCCAAACAUCAUGCCAAGCACUGCCAGAAUGACUCAAUUCAUCAUAAUAUGAAUAUCCUCAGCCUUUGCAUCUAGAAGGAGAAAUGUUUGCCUGUUUUGUCUGCUUCAAAAUGUUUCAAACAUCAGGGGGACCAGAAAGGACCUGAGACACACACACGAGAGUGAGAGUAUUGCCAGUACACUGAUUGUGGAAAGAGCUUUAACUAGCUACACAGCCUGAAAAAGCAUUGAAUCUCAAGAGCCAGAAGGAUACGCGCAACAUGGAGAAACUGUGGAAAUGUGGGGACUGUGGGAAGGGAUUCCUGACCCCAUCUGCACUGGAAACUCAUCGACGCAUUCACACUGGGGAGAGGCCGUUCACCUGCUCUGAGUGUGGGAAGGGAUUCUCUCAGUCAUCCUACCUGCUGGUACACCAGCGAUUUCACAGUGGGGAAAGACCAUUCACCUGUUCUGAGUGUGAGAAGGGAUUCACUGCUUCAUCCCACCUGAAGACACACCAGCGAGUUCACACCAGAGAGAGACCAUUUAGCUGCUCGGAGUGUGGUAAGGGAUUCAGUCAUACUUCUGCCCUGCUGAGGCACCGGCGAGUUCACACCAGGGAGAAGCCGUUCACCUGCUCCGAGUGUGGGAAGAGUCUUAGUAAUUCAUCUGCCCUGCUGAGGCACCAGCGAACUCACAGUGGGGAGAGGCCGUUCACCUGCUCUGAGUGUGGGAAGGGAUUCACCGACUUAUCCACGCUGCAGAUCCACCAGCGAGUUCACACGGGAGAGAAGCCGUUCACCUGCUCCGAGUGUGGGAAGGGAUUCAUUCAGUCAACCUCUCUGCGGACACACCAGCGAAUUCACACCAGGGAGAAGCCAUUCACCUGCUCUGAGUGUGGGAAGGGAUUCACUCAGUUAUCCCACUUGCAGAGGCACCAGCGAGUUCACACUGGGGAGAGACCUUUCACCUGCACUGUGUGUGGGAAGGGAUUUACUCAGUCAUCCAGCCUGCUGACACACCAUGUCACUCACACGAAUGAGAGACCUUUUAAAUGCUCUGACUGUGGGAGUUGUUUCAAAAGCUCUCAGGUACUGAUGGCCCACCAGCGCAUUCACACUGAGGAGAGACCGUUCAGCUGCUCUCACUGUGCAAAGAGAUUUAGAACAUCGUCCAAACUGCGGAGUCACCAACGAGUUCACACCGGGGAGAGGCCAUUCACCUGCUCCAUGUGUGGGAAGGGAUUCACUCGGUCAUCCCAUCUGCUGAGACACCAGCGAGUUCACAAUUGA
Molecule: messenger RNA, 1353 nt
Organism: Carcharodon carcharias (great white shark)
Lineage: Eukaryota; Metazoa; Chordata; Chondrichthyes; Lamniformes; Lamnidae
Product: zinc finger protein 2 homolog
Exons: 2
Coding region: 343-1353 (336 amino acids)
Source: RefSeq, a predicted model, not a curated record